Molecule: messenger RNA, 5225 nt
Organism: Pocillopora meandrina
Lineage: Eukaryota; Metazoa; Cnidaria; Anthozoa; Scleractinia; Pocilloporidae
Source: the annotation of a GenBank genome assembly
GUUCUUCGCCGAGAAUUCAGUCAGAGCACACUCAAGGUAGGUUUCAUUUCGUCUCAGAAUGCUGAGGAGAUUCACCUUAAAAAAGAGACCAAGCUCUGAGACAAAUUAGUGCUCUCCCUUCUCUCGAAACUCUCUUUAACCAAUAUAAUUUGCUGAAGAUUCUUUUUAAAGAAAUUACCAUUUCCUUGUCCCAAAGGUUUGCCCUCCCCACAUGGAGAAACCAAUCAAGUUUUUCCCAUCAAGUUUAGAUUAGCUUCAUGUUUCCAGUUAGUUUGCUGUUCAGCCAGAACUUUUACAUAUUGUCUACCAGAUUAAUGAGUUUUCAGACUCUGAAAUUAGAUGUCGUCAGUUGUCCACGCAUUCCCAAAGGGACUUCGCUUUACUGUUUCGCGUAUAUAUUUUGAAUAGGCUGCCUUACGAGUUUCCCCUCAAUGAUCCAAAAAAAAAACUUAAUCUUGGUGAAGUAGAUGUGUAACAAAGCCUCUCUGUCUCUCGAUACUCCUAAAUUUUCCGAUAGCAACGUUAAUUGCACAUUGUUGCAUCGCUGGUGAUGGACAAAUUUACACCCAUUUGGCAAAUUUCCGUGGACAAUGAACAUGCAGGGGUGGAAAUUUUUUGAACUUUAAGCUUGCUUAAUGCAUCACUUUGCUACAGUAAAAAAUUUACUCCUAUCACUAGAUUUUCUGAGGAUUUGAAAAUCCCAUAUUGAUAAACAACUCGGUGUUCCACUAGAGCACAAAUUCAUCUUCGUAUUAAACACUUUCUGCUCUCUCUUCAGAUAAACCGUCAACAUGAGAUAUCUGGUCGUUCUGGGCCUAAUCUUGAUCAGCACCGUGCUUUUCACAUCGGCUGGCAAGAAAUACAAAUGUGGUCCCAUUGUUAAGAAACACAACUGCGAGUGCAAAGCCAAAUCAGCGGGCCAAUUGAAACUUGAAGAUGGGAAAUUGCUGAUGUGUGAUGGCAGUGAUUAUAAACCUCUGCAGUUUGAAAUGCCUACUCCCAAAAAUUCAAGGGCGAAUCCAGCUUAUUCGUGUAAGGAAAUCAUGGAGGAAGAUUCCGCAGCCGACGAUGGAAUUUACUGGCUUACGUUCAAGAGUAAGAUCAAAAAUAUUUUUAACUUUAAUUUCUGGAAGCUUUUUAAGUAAACUCUGUUAGUCAUGUAGAGAGGGCGAAUGGUAAAAUUUAAGUCUCGUCAAAACGUCCUGACCUCGGUUUGAAAGUUCGAGAAUAAAUAAUGUUGGCUAAACAGCUUUUCAUCAUUUAAUAACCUCGACCCACUCAGAUAUAUUUUUCAGAUAUUAUAAAUCGCUGUUUAGAUUGUCAAACCUCUUUCGAGUUUGUCUUGGCAAUAGAUCUCUGAUGAAAAAUUGCAAUAUUUUCAAACGGCAUGGAUGAUAUAGAGACUUUCCACAUCCACAACCAUAACCCUAAACAACUUCAGCUGCCCUGUGAAACUUUGAGCCUCAUCGCAAAGGUUGACGCGAUUUCACGUCUGGAUAAAACAUUUGCAAGACCCAAGACCGAUCAAGUUUCUAGGUGACAUUCGCCACAGUUGUACCAAUGGCUUAUCAUAGGUCUAUCCUCGCUUGGAACAAAUUUGCCAACGGAUGCUCACUGAAAGGGUGAAUUCAUUUCACUAUUUUGAACACAGGAAGUUCACCUUUGAUUGUUUUUAAUUGAUUAAAAACGCUUGUUUUACAAGUGAUCUUUCAAACAGAGGGGUGUAAGCACAAUAUGAGUUUUAAAUCAGUUAGGAAUGAAGUUCACCUAUUCCAAGUUUUAACAAAAUUUUCGUUUCAUAUUCAGGUGAUCCCAGUGUUUUUCCAGUUUACUGUGACAUGUCUAAUGGAGGUGAGUUUAAAGUUAUUUUGAGUUUAGCUUGAUUUGAUCACAAAAAGGAUAUCAUGUGCUGACAGUUGAGCAUCUGCCUCAGGCCUUUUCACAAUUUUGCAUUUCUACAGUUUGCUAGUGCUUCUUUAACAUCCCUUUUCUUUUAUUUUGAAAAUAACGAUCUUGCAGUUUGCGUUGUAAGGUCAAACUGAUGUUUUAACAUCUGGAAAAAUUUUCUACUUUUCCUCAGCGUUAUUCCUUGUGAUUGAGGGUAGAACAUAAUAUUGAAAUGUUGCUAAACGAGCAAUUGCAUUCCUUCAUGGGAUUCUGCGGGCAAGCUUCUGGCAUGACAGGUUAUGGUAUACAAAUUAUAAGGUCUUCAAAAAAAAAUCUUUAGGAGUAUUAAAAAAAAUGAAAAACCUAAUUAUAAAAAAUGUUUUAUAUCGAGGUAAGAACAGAAGGAGAAUAGUUCUUAGGAAGCACUGGUCAGCAAUUAAAUUUGUUUGUCAAAAAUGAAAAUAGCAUUUUCAUUUUGUUACUGUGUAAUUUGGGUUUGUUACCGUGGUACUGAAAUACCUUUGACUAUAAUAUGUAGACUAAUUUUGUUUAUUACCUGUUCUCCUGUUUUCACAAGGAUGGACCAUGAUAUUCAAGGCGGUGUCCGGGGCGAAGGAAAGUGCUUUCAAUACUUUCAAUUCGGGUGAAACUCUCGCUGAGAAUGACAUGAGCGCUCUCGACGUCACUAACCAGCACCUUGGCGACUACAAAAGCAGGAUAAUCCUGAAGUGGGCUGAGUUUGCUGCAUCUGAGGUAACAAGGGUGUUAAUAACGUUAAACAUGAGGGCCAUAAGAAAUCUUGAGGUACACAGGUCUGUCAUGUACCCGUUGGGUGAUAAAAGUCAGUUGUAAGAGGAGCGCUUCUCUAGCUUCUCGCACGCGUCUCACAUGCAGGCAGAGGUACAUAUGACAUGGUAUGACACGCACCAGAAAUCACGAUGAACCGGAUUAAACUCAACCGUAACGGUAGCCAAACAAGAUAUAAUUUACACAGGGUUCCUUGGGCAGAAGUUCUUUAAAGGAAACUAGGAGCGAUAAUUAUCUAUUCUGCGUUUACAGGCCAAAGUUGUCCUUUACGAAGACGGGAGCGCUGUCAAGAAGCUUUUCUUCGACGCCACGGGAACGGACAAAUUGAACUGGUUUUCAAAGGAUAAAUUGAAGGAGCCCUUGCCAUGGGAAAAUGUGAAAUCAGAGGAACAGAACUCCUUUUCCAUCCAAGGAUUGACCAAUCGUAACUUCUUCAUCAACAGGAGUUAUGGUGGCUGCCCUGCUGAUGAUGGCUGGCUGUGUAUUACCUCAACUCCUUGUGAAUGGGAAAAGCGUUAUGGAGUAAACGCUGUGUUGUACAGCACGUUGGCUACACACACCAACUGGAACACUGAAGGUGAGUAUAUUGACAUUACGAAUUAACUCCCAGCCAAGGAAGAGGAAACUGAACAAGACCGCCACGCUUUUCCUUUGAUAAAACUAAAAUGCAAAGCUGAUGAGGCUAAGAGAGGGAGAAGAAUUUUCAAGCCUUCGCUUUCUGCUCAGCAUUGAUUAUUGAUUAUCAGUGGGCCUUAUCUGAAUCCCUUCAUAUAUUAGGGCGCUUUGGAAUGAGUGUUGUGAUACCAAAACCAACAUUAUCACAACAGCCAAUCAGUUGAUGAGUAAAUAUUACAAGAAGUCAAUGAAAGUGACAACUAGCAAACGGCUUGAAGCGCGAAAAAACGCGGCUGGCCAAAUCACCAUUGGUUUUAAUUGAAAAUCUUAAUCUUAUUGGUUGAAAAUUAAUGUGACACAUUUUUCUUUUGGACCAGUCAUGUACAGCAAAGAAAAGGUAAUCCAAACCAAUUGCUCUAACCACUCUGUGAAAAGUUGUUCUAUCUUAGAAAAAUUGAGAAUUUAAUUCUAACUUGUGUCGUCGUAGUUCAGCUGGAAGCAGCGUCCAAACAGUGUCUGAAUGCUGCGGAUCCAAGCCCUAUUGAGGCUUCAGCUUUUCAAGAGUUGAUUUUUGCAUUUUAUCAAAUUGCUAAUUACUUUGGAGCAUCAUACACCUAAUUGAAACCUAAUUAAAACCUAAUGAAAACCUAAUGAAUCCUAUUGUGGAGCAAGUAUAUAAUAUAGGCCAUACCUUUUUUAGGGUAGGGACCUCCCUUUCUUGUUCCUAAACAGUUUUUGCGUUCAUUACUGGGAAGAUCAUUCUCAUAUUCAAUGAAAUAACGUUGUUGGAAGAAACAAAAAUAGAAAAGGAAAAAGCAAAGUAGGAAGUGAUCGGCACAUAAAAGUACUGGCUCUGACCAUAAUCCCUCAACAGGAAAAUUUUCACAGAAUUUCCUGUGAAAAAUUCUCUCAAAGUUCUGGAGCGUGUCAGAAGUCUGUUUGGAAAUUUAACGUGGUUCCAAGAAGGCAAAAAAUAAAAAUCAUAUGCUAAUGCCAUAUGACUAUGCUAGUUAAUUUGAAUUUGGCUUUUUUCUUUUUUCCUCCAAUUUCCCUGUUAUUGCAAUCGGGGGUAUAACUUUUAAGUAAAAAUUGAUUUGAUGAAUUAGAAAAUAAUGAUCAUAAGAGUUUUAGUCACAAUCAUAAUAAUGAUGUGAAUUCCGCAGCAUUUCGACUGGUUUUCUGAAAACUGAGAUCCUCUUUUUUUCUGUCACUUUUCAGCUAACGUUGCUAAGGCAGAUGUUCUGGCGGUUUUCUUGCGCUAAGGUAAAAAUUGAAAUGAAAACGUCCCUGUUAUUUAUUCCCUGUGUGAGAUGAAAAGUACAAUUUCCGAUGCAAAACUUUAGUGGACAGAAUGUAUUUUUGAAAUAGCUAAAAUUGGAGAUUGUGUAAAAGGCAUGAAACAACCUACAAUUGUCCCUCGAUAUUAAAUGCUGGAAAUCACCCAUCCCAGGACCUAAAUUUCAAAAUUUCCUGGGAGGGGGGGGGGGGACACCCCUGACCCCCGUGCCCUCAGCAGACAUUUAUCGGGACCCCAUUUACUAUACCCGGGGUCUGCCCCAGAACUCUUCUUCACCAGAAGCCUUGAACAGAGAAUGGCCUUUUCAUUUCCUAGGUAAUGUGUAUUUUCUAAAAAUUGUUGUUAAAUUUAAUUCUUUAAUGCUCAUCUUAACAAUCUGUUACUUAAGACAAUAAUUUGAGUUUAGCCUAAUAAAUGAUGAGUGACAAAAAGCCUUCAACACUAAAUAAACUACCCAACUUUUUAUUUCAGAGCUGACUGCCACUGAAUAUGUACAACAUCAGAUGGCAGAAAAUCGAGGCAGUAGAUUACUUGCUUUUUCCGCAGGGUUUCUUGUGAAGGGAUUUGCUGAUGAACCAAGCUAAUAGGCGGAGAUUUGAAGUCUCUUGCCCUUACUACA